GCGAGACCCUGGAGUCUGAGGGCGCAUCUCAUGUCGCAGUUUUAAUACGUCACCGCAUUGGUCAUGACGUAUGUAGAAAGCGGCGCCGUCUCAGACUGGAAUGGGAGCUGGCGAUUUUCCCCAUAUUUUGUUAGUUUAAUCCGUGAAUGGCGCCGAAACAGGACCCGAAGCCUAAAUUUCAAGAAGGUGAAAGAGUGCUGUGUUUUCAUGGGCCAUUGCUCUACGAAGCUAAGUGUGUGAAGAUAAGCAUCAAGGACAAACAGAUCAAAUACUUUAUUCAUUACAGUGGGUGGAAUAAAAACUGGGACGAAUGGGUUCCUGAAAGCAGAGUGCUAAAGUAUGUGGACAGUAAUCUGCAGAAACAGAAAGAGCUUCAGAGGGCCAAUCAAGACCAUUAUGUAGAAGGAAGAAUGAGGGGGGCUGCACCGAAUAAGAAGUUACCUCCUCCAUCGCAGAAAAACGAUGUGAAAACCAAAAAGAACAAACAGAAGACUCCUGGACCAGGGGAAGGUACAAGUUCAGGAGGAGACCCAACCCACCCUCCACGAAAGAAAAGGGCACGUGUUGACCCAACUGUUGAAAGUGAGGAAACUUUCAUCAAUCGAGUGGAGGUUAAAGUGAAAAUCCCUGAGGAGUUGAAACCGUGGCUUGUGGAUGACUGGGACCUGAUUACACGGCAAAAACAGCUUUUCCACCUACCUGCCAAAAAGACCAUUGAUGCAGUUCUUGAAGAUUAUGCAAACUACAAGAGAUCAAGAGGAAAUUCUGACAGCAAGGAAUUUGCUGUGAAUGAAGUGGUUGCUGGUAUCCGGGAAUAUUUCAACGUCAUGCUGGGGACACAACUUCUCUACAAAUUUGAGAGGCCGCAGUAUGCAGACAUCCUGGCCAACCACACAGAUACAUCCAUGUCUCAGAUCUACGGCGCUCCUCAUCUACUCAGACUCUUCGUGAGAAUCGGAGCCAUGCUGGCGUACACUCCGCUGGACGAGAAGAGCCUUGCACUCCUGCUCAGUUAUCUACAAGACUUUCUCAAGUACCUUGUAAAGAACUCAGCUUCGCUGUUCAAUGCAAGUGACUAUGAAGUUGCCCCUCCAGAGUACCACCGCAAGGCAGUUUAAGGAUUUUUAUUUUAGGAGCCUUUUGUUUGUUGAAGUUUGGAGACUGUGGAACGGACGGGAUCACACAAACAGCCUUUGGAGAGCGGAUUGUGCGAGAUCUGUGGAUUUAUUAAGGAAGGAUCAGAGCAAGAUGUCACACUAAUCCCUGGACAAAUUUUAUUUUCUUUCAUGUGGAAAGCUGCUGAGUACACUCUUCUUGUGUUGGUAUGUUUUUCAGUACCACAUUUUAGUUUCUAUGAUGCUUGUUUUGCCCAGUGUUCUCCAAAAUCUUGUGAAAAGGAAUCUCAUCCUGGUUUUUAUUUUGUUUCCUGUGCAGAUGCUGGCUAAAUUUGUCUUGUAGGGCUGUCAUCAUUUUCUAAUAAAAGUCUUUCUCUCUCUA
Molecule: messenger RNA, 1497 nt
Organism: Paralichthys olivaceus (Japanese flounder)
Lineage: Eukaryota; Metazoa; Chordata; Actinopteri; Pleuronectiformes; Paralichthyidae
Gene: morf4l1
Product: mortality factor 4 like 1
Biological process (GO): regulation of DNA-templated transcription; chromatin organization
Cellular component (GO): NuA4 histone acetyltransferase complex; nucleus
Source: RefSeq, a predicted model, not a curated record